Molecule: messenger RNA, 4326 nt
Organism: Serendipita indica DSM 11827
Lineage: Eukaryota; Fungi; Basidiomycota; Agaricomycetes; Sebacinales; Serendipitaceae
Source: the annotation of a GenBank genome assembly
AUGAAUCCUCAAGACUCGUCGUCUUCUGCAAAUCUCCCGUCACGCAAGAGGGGUCAAGUCUACAACACGGCCAGCACCGGUCUCGACUUUGUGGCAAAUGUAGCCGAGGCAUCAGAUAUACUUUCUCCUCUCAAGGCUGCCUGUAAAGCCACCAAAUCCAUUCUCGAUGUCCUCCAAACUGUCGAAGACAACCAAGAAGACUGGGAUGAUCUGACACGGCGUCUGGAGGAAUACAUGUUCGCGAUCGACAAUCAAAUCGACUCGUUCGAAAAGUAUCCCGCAGACGAGAGGGUCGUUGACGAGGCAUUCAGGCAACCGCUGAUUCACUAUGUAGAGCUGCUGGAGAGUUUUCAAGAGACAGUGGCGCAUCACAGGCAUAAACGAAGCCGGAGCGCCUUUGCUUCAUUGUCUGGAAUAGGCAAAGUCAAAUUGGAUGCCGGAUUGAUUCGCAAGUUCAAUCGUGAUAUCGAAGAUCGCCACAGGCAGCUACUGGACCAAUUAAGCCUCUUUACUGCAUAUCGUAUUCAAGUGAUCGAGCGGAAGAUCGAGGCCACCAAGGCCAAACUGUACGCGGUCAUGGCCAGCAUGGAGGCCAAUACAGAGGUGACCAAAUCCAAAGUGGAAACAAUCCUUUCCGAUAUCGACACCGCUGCUAUCCUCCAGCUACCCAUGGCCGCGUUUGUCGCGUCCUCGGUCCAUGCUCCCUGUUUGCAAGGAACCCGUCAGGCUGUUCUCGACAAGAUCCGGUAUUGGGCAGUGGAUGACAUGUUGGGAAAGCCGAUAUUUUGGUUAUGCGACAUAGCUGGCUCUGGCAAAUCGUCAGUGGCCAUGUCCGCAGCGGCAUCGUGGCGAGCCGAGGGAACACUGGGGGCCCAGUUCUUCUUCUCGAUGGCCAGCGCCGAAGCAUCGAAUACAGAAAAGCUAUGCUCGACCAUAUCCAGGGAACUCGCACACCAUAUACCCGCUCUUUCGCCACACAUCGCCGACGCUGUGAAGCGAAGUCCAGCCAUCACGCGAAGUUCGCUCGGCGAGCAGUUCAGCACGCUCAUCGCUCGUCCACUCAACCACCUAGAUAAGCGCGUGAUCAUCGUCAUCGACGCCAUCGACGAAUGCAAGUCAGGAUCACAGCGAAGAGAACUUGUGGAGACCCUUGCUAAGGGUGUUCGAGAGAGCAAGAAUCUCAAGAUCUUCAUGACGAGUCGACCGGAUCCUGUCAUCGAAGCAGUCCUGAAAGAGCUUUCGAUCAAAGAAAAGCUAGAAGACCGGCUGCACGAUCCCAACCAUUCGGAUAAUAUCGACGACAUUGGGGUCUAUGUCCAUCAGUCGUUGUAUCGACUUCUCUCCCAGGAUAGGAGGCAACGAUUGGUCGAAAAGGCCAACGGACUGUUCAUCUGGGCGAGCACUGCAUGCCGAAUGCUCACGAGCGAAACCAGCUGGAGCUCGCCCAAUGACACAUAUGACCAUCUGAUUUCUAUGGAUCAACCAGGGGCCAUAGACGACGUAUACCGCCUCGUCUUUGAGCGCACAGACCCCACCUACUACACGGUGAUGUGUGCGACGCUGGCGCUGCUGCUCGCUGCAUAUGAGCCACUGACUGUCGAUGACCUGGACGAUCUGCUGAAGCAUGCGAGAGUGCGGGGAACUUCUAAGGCGUUGUUGCAGAAUCUAGGAAGCGUCCUCAGCGUGGAUGUGAAUUCGCAUCUGAUCCAAUUUCGGCACCCUACGUUCGUGGAGUACUUGCGACGCUGCACCAUUGCUCCAGCCACCGAUAACGGUGAUAGAAUGUAUCUCAAUCUCGCCAAUGCACACGGUCAAGCCGCAUCAUGGUGUUUCAGAAACCUCAAAUCGCGAACAGAAGGUCUCAAGUUCAACAUAUGUCAAAUCGAGUCAUCUUUCCUCCUUAACAGACAGAUCCCCGACCUGGACUUCAGGGUGUCCAAGUUCAUUCCAAGGAGACUUCGAUAUGCCAGCUCGCACUGGCUGUUCCAUUUGGCCGGGACAGAUGACAACUGGCAACGUACACUCAAGAAAGAACUGGAACAGAUUAUAGAGGGGUCAUAUGUUCUAUACUGGGCGGAGGUUCUGAGCCUGAUUGGAGGAGUGCCACGGGCGAUAGCAGGACUUCGAGCUAUCACACACCACCUUGGAAUUGAAAAGGAGAAUAAGGGCAGGAUGACGGAGAUUCGACGAUUUCUAAUGGCAUUUUCGGUGCCGAUCCAGGACAGUGCUACACACAUAUACGUCUCGGCACUUGCAUUCACUCCCAGGAAGUCAAUGCUGCAUAAGGAGAGGGUAAGAAGAUACGGAAGUACUCUGAGGGUGAUCCGGGGGGUAGAAGAGACAUAUCCGGACCUCCCCAGAACUCUCCGAGGUCAUGAAGAUCAGGUGAACGCCGUCGGAACCUCGCCAGAUGGGUCACGAAUUGUCUCUGGCUCGGAUGACUGGACGAUUCGACUGUGGGACGCAGACACUGGUCAGCCAUUGGGAGAGCCACUUCGAGGUCACGAAGGACCUGUCCGGGCCGUCGGAUUCUCGCCAGACGGCUCACGAAUCGUCUCUGGCUCGGAUGACAAGACGAUUCGACUGUGGGACGCAGACACUGGUCAGCCAUUGGGAGAGCCACUUCGAGGUCACGAAGAUUGGGUCCGGGCCGUCGGAUUCUCGCCAGACGGCUCACGAAUCGUCUCUGGCUCGGAUGACAAGACGAUUCGACUGUGGGACGCAGACACUGGUCAGCCAUUGGGAGAGCCACUUCGAGGUCACGAAAGUUGGGUCUGGGCCGUCGGAUUCUCGCCAGACGGCUCACGAAUCGUCUCUGGCUCGGAUGACAAGACGAUUCGACUGUGGGACGCAGACACUGGUCAGCCAUUGGGAGAGCCACUUCGAGGUCACGAAGGAGGGGUCUGGGCCGUCGGAUUCUCGCCAGACGGCUCACGAAUCGUCUCUGGCUCUUCUGACAAGACGAUUCGACUGUGGGACGCAGACACUGGUCAGCCAUUGGGAGAGCCACUUCGAGGUCACGAAGGAGGGGUCUGGGCCGUCGGAUUCUCGCCAGACGGCUCACGAAUCGUCUCUGGCUCUUCUGACAAGACGAUUCGACUGUGGGACGCAGACACUGGUCAGCCAUUGGGAGAGCCACUUCGAGACGGCUCACGAAUCGUCUCUGGCUCGGAUGACAAGACGAUUCGACUGUGGGACGCAGACACUGGUCAGCCAUUGGGAGAGCCACUUCGAGACGGCUCACGAAUCGUCUCUGGCUCUUUUGACAAGACGAUUCGACUGUGGGACGCAGACACUGGUCAGCCAUUGGGAGAGCCACUUCGAGGUCACGAAGGAGGGGUCUGGGCCGUCGGAUUCUCGCCAGACGGCUCACGAAUCGUCUCUGGCUCGGAUGACAAGACGAUUCGACUGUGGGACGCAGACACUGGUCAGCCAUUGGGAGAGCCACUUCGAGGUCACGAAGGAGGGGUCUGGGCCGUCGGAUUCUCGCCAGACGGCUCACGAAUCGUCUCUGGCUCUUCUGACAAGACGAUUCGACUGUGGGACGCAGACACUGGUCAGCCAUUGGGAGAGCCACUUCGAGGUCACGAAGGAGGGGUCUGGGCCGUCGGAUUCUCGCCAGACGGCUCACGAAUCGUCUCUGGCUCUUCUGACAAGACGAUUCGACUGUGGGACGCAGACACUGGUCAGCCAUUGGGAGAGCCACUUCGAGGUCACGAAAGUUGGGUCUGGGCCGUCGGAUUCUCGCCAGACGGCUCACGAAUCGUCUCUGGCUCGGAUGACAAGACGAUUCGACUGUGGGACGCAGACACUGGUCAGCCAUUGGGAGAGCCACUUCGAGGUCACGAAGGAGGGGUCUGGGCCGUCGGAUUCUCGCCAGACGGCUCACGAAUCGUCUCUGGCUCGGAUGACAAGACGAUUCGACUGUGGGACGCAGAUACUGGUCAACUGUUGGGAGAGGCACCUCCAGAUCAACUAAAAGACGGAAUCAAUGUGGCUACAAUAUCCCCAGAUGGCUCCCAGAGGGUCUCUGGCUUACAUGACGGAACAGUUAGGGUAUGGGAUAUGCAUACUGGUGCAGGUGCACAUAGCCUACAAAUCCAGAUACCCGGGUUCACGCAGUGCUCACUGUUGCACGAUGGCUGGGUGCAAUCAUCUGGCAACUUUCUCUUCUGGGUACCCCCGGAAAAUCGUUAUGGACUACGAAAUCAAGAUCUUCGUCUGACUAUGCCUACGUCGAGUCCAACCCGUGCAACCAAACUCGAUUUCACGAAUUUCCAAUGUGGUCUCUCAUGGACUAACGUUCGAAGGAAUAUCAACCAGUGA